CCACACUCUCUUGACGACGUCCUUCACAGCGAGGGGACAUAGUGUCUGUUUAUUGGACCCAAGGGGUUUAUUAAAUUUCUUCAAUCCCAAGCAUGGCUUCCGCGGCAGCUACAACAGCUGGCGAUCGCCCGCGGACCAAGCCGAGUCCUUUACGGUCUAUUAUUGCUGGUUCAACUGCAGGCGCUGUUGAGAUUGCUAUCACCUUCCCAUUCGACUUCCUCAAGACCAGAAACCAGUUGAAUCUCCGCCUCCCCGAUUCCAAGAAAGUCCCUUUACCUCCAUUCCCUUCCAGAGCGUGGUAUACAGGAUGCACCACAGCGGUGAUAGGAAACUCGGUCAAAGCAGGCGUACGCUUCAUGUCUUUUGACACGUACAAACACAUGCUCUCAGACGCAGAAGGCCAUAUAUCAGGACCUCGCACUGUCGCUGCCGGUUUUGGUGCUGGAAUUACAGAGUCAUUAUUGGCAGUCACUCCCUCAGAAUCGAUCAAGACACAAUUAAUAGACGACCGAAAGAGGGCACAACCUCGAAUGAGAGGCUUUAUACAUGGCUCAACUGUCAUCGCAAAGGAAAAGGGCAUUAAAGGGUUCUUUCAGGGAUUUGUCCCCACCACCGCUCGACAAGCGGCAAAUAGUGCCGUUCGCUUCAGCACAUAUACGAGCUUGAAACAAUUCGCAGAGGGCUAUGUCGCUCCUGGGGAGAAGCUUGGGUCGAUCACGACCUUCGGACUUGGAGCCGCAGCGGGCGUCGUCACCGUCUACACCACGAUGCCAUUGGACACAAUAAAAACGAGAAUGCAAAGCAUAGAGGCCAGCAAGAACUACAAAAACAGCUUUGCCUGUGCGACGAGUAUCUACAAAAACGAGGGAAUACUUACCUUUUGGUCCGGGGCUCUACCUCGGUUAGGUCGCUUGACACUGAGUGGCGGCAUUGUUUUUAUGAUGUAUGAGAAAACGAUAGAGCUCUUGAACGUGAUCGAUCCGCAUCAAAAAUAUAUAUGAACGGAGGCAUCAUCAACAAUACAAUCAUUGAAAGUUGUUCGAUCCAUCGUGUGCUAGACAAAACAAAAGUUGGUGGUGGCGGCGCAUAAUCCCUGGAUCUAGAUAGCCAAGGGAGCCCAUAUUCAUGGUUCAGCAUUAACAGGUGGAGGUCCUAGCAGGCGAGAGUAUUGAGAGACUCUGCUCGUGACAGGACCAAUCUAGAAGGGGUUUCAGUCAAGAAGUUUGACUUAGCCAAAUGGAAAAAGAUACCCCAUGUAAUCUUACAGAUAAAGAGACUCAUAUACCCAAG
Exophiala mesophila is the source of this 1290-nucleotide messenger RNA. RefSeq lists its product as uncharacterized. NCBI's taxonomy places the organism in Eukaryota, Fungi, Ascomycota, Eurotiomycetes, Chaetothyriales, Herpotrichiellaceae. The coding region runs from base 93 to 1001 and encodes 302 amino acids. The transcript is spliced from 4 exons. Gene Ontology annotation, biological process: mitochondrial citrate transmembrane transport. The record is from RefSeq and is a predicted model, not a curated record.